UGUUUUGGUCCCGUGGCUACCACACCGUAAGAGAGUGAAGAGAACCCACGCACAUGGGCAGAUACUGUGUGUGACUGUGUGAGAGAGAAGUCAGGCAUCUUGCUCAUCACAAUAUCUGUGGUGCUGCUCGUACAUCAUCAUUUAGCUGACUCUACCUUUAAGCUCUCAUCCUAGAAUCUACCAGAAAUCAGACCCCCAACAUCUACAAAACAUGGACCAGAACGAUGUUGUUUCCUGCUUCUACAAACAUUAAUUAAUAUAACACUAAUGUCAGAUUAUGGGAUUCCUCAGAGCUGUAAGACUUGUGACCAUGUUGAGGACUCCACACACUGGCUUCAGAUUGAACCCUUGACUUCCACUGUCCAGGGAGUGACAAUGUUCAGGCACAGGACACCCAAAGGGAGUUAUGAGUGCACAGUGUCUGGGCUCCGCUGGCUGUGUGAGAGAGAUGUCAUACUGAAGUAUCACUUCAGGAACUGGGAACCCUACAGUCAACUUCUGAAAGACAUGCAGUACACACAAGGUGGUCCAUUGCUGGACAUCACUAUGGAGUUAGGUGAACUGGAGGAAGUUAAUCUGCCACACUUUGUCUGUUUAGGGACCAACCCUUCCCUGAGGAAUGAGAUGAAGAUUCUUCAUGUAGAGGAACAUGGAGUGUCUUUAGAGGAAGUGCAUGAGGUCACCAGAUUCCAUGUUAAGAUUCUCCAUCCCAAGUUCUCAGCUAUCUCUGUUAUAUGGAAAUCACUGUCUCGUAAGAAAGAUGUCCACUGUGACGUGGUCCUCUACAUGGCAGUAAAAAAGUCAACAGUAAUUUCAAGGCUGUACCUGCUCCUCAGGAACUCCAGUCAGAAAGAGGCUGUUCAGGAACGGGAGAAAAAUCAGGUGUCCAAAGGAUUUUCAGAAUUCGUCCUGUCAAGUCCAAACGGGUCCUUAAAGCUGAACAGUUGGUUUGCGUUCAAGAAUCCCCGCUCCACUUCCAUCAAUCCAGAGAUUCAGCUGUUACCUGCAGACACCACACCAAGCUGUUGUCAGAUGAUAAUGGGAAACACAGGGGUGGACAUUGAGAUGGAGUUAAUCGGGGAUGAUCAGAGGACAGUAUGGAAAUCAGUGUUAUCAAAAGAUGUGUACAGCAACGACUCUCAUCCAACAUCAUUAACACUCCUUGGGAUUCCUGCAGAGGAGUUUCUUCAGAAACACAGGGCUGAACUCAUUCAGGGAGUCAAAAACCCAAAGCCAAUAGCAGAUGUUCUGCGGUCAAAGAGCAUGAUUGGUGAUGAAGAGUACUCCAGAAUAACAUCUGAAACAACUGAACAGGAGCGAAUGAGAGAACUACUGAACGCAGUUCUCCCUAAAGGACCAGAAGUGAUGGGAGCUUGUCUCAAAGCUCUCAGUGAACAUGAACGCCAUCUUGUUAAGUACUUGAGUGAAUCUAGCACCUAAUCUGAAGAUGCUGAGGCCUGUCUCCUAGUCUGUGGACAAAGACACUUCUCCACCUAA
Oncorhynchus mykiss (rainbow trout) is the source of this 1497-nucleotide messenger RNA. The record is from RefSeq and is a predicted model, not a curated record. Lineage: Eukaryota; Metazoa; Chordata; Actinopteri; Salmoniformes; Salmonidae.